AUGGCGGAUGAGCAUGAUACCAUCCGCUUUCCAGCCAACAAGGGCAUUGCGGGUUACGUGGCCACCACGGGACAGCCCCUCAACAUCCCGGAUGCGUACGCCGAUGACAGAUUCAACCGCUCCAUUGAUGAGAAAACUGGCUUCCACACGCGCAACAUUUUGUGUAUGCCCAUUUUCAACGCGGACAAAGUGGUGCUGGCCGUUGCUCAGCUUGUCAACAAGCGUGGCACUGAGCCGUUUCAUGACAGCGACGAGAAGUCUUUUGAGAUUUUUGCGGCCUACUGCGGUUUGGCCUUGCAGAAUGCUCAGCUGUACGAUCAGCUGAAGCGGGAUGCUGCGCGUCGCCAGGUGGCUUUGGAAAUGAUCUCCUACCACACGCGUGCACACCCCCGUGAGGUGGAAGAGCUCAUGGAACGUGAGCCCGAAGAGGAGCUGGCCCACCGCCUUCGCAGCAUCACCUUCGAUCCCCUCACUGUCGAAGGUGAUACCACAUUGGUCGCCUGCAAGGCCAUGUUCCGCGACAGUGGUCUGAUGCGGGCUUUCCGCAUUCCCCACGACACGCUCUGUGCGUGGCUGAUCUGUCUUCGUCGGUCUUACCGUGACGUGCGCUACCACAACUGGAAGCACGCCUUCAACGUUGGACAAUUCUUGUAUGGCAUGAUCUCUUCGUCGGAGAUUAAGACGCAGUUUACCGAUCUUGAAAAGUUGGGCUUGCUGGUCGCUGGCUUUUCUCACGACUUGGACCACCGAGGCACCAACAAUGCCUUUGAAAAGAAGUACUCAACCGCCCUGGGCGACCUGUACUCCACGUCUACCCUGGAGCAUCACCACUUUGAUCGUGCCAUCAGCAUUCUCAAUGCCGAGGGUCACAACAUCCUCAAGCACCUGACUUCCAAGGAGUACAAUGAUGUCGUCCAUUUCAUUGAAAAGGCCAUUCUUGCCACCGACUUGAGCAAGCAUUUCAAGCACCGCAGCAUGUACAAGGAGCUUGUUGACUCCAAGACCUUUGACAUCACCAAGCCCGACCACCACUUCCUCCUGCGCAACAUCAUCAUGACGGCCGCUGACUUGUCUGCAGCCACAAAACCCUUCCCCGCGCAGCGUCGCGUGGCUGAACUUGUUUACUCGGAGUUUUUCGAUCAAGGCGACCUCGAGAAAGCCUUGGGCACUUCUGCCUCUGAGCUGCAAGACCUUCUCAACCGCCAAAAGGUCUCGGAGUUGCCCAAGAUGCAGGUGCGUUUGCAGGACCUGGUACCUCGUGCCAUCAUCCACGCUCGUUUGUAG
Molecule: messenger RNA, 1284 nt
Organism: Monosiga brevicollis MX1
Lineage: Eukaryota; Choanoflagellata; Craspedida; Salpingoecidae
Exons: 3
Coding region: 1-1284 (427 amino acids)
Biological process (GO): signal transduction
Molecular function (GO): protein binding; 3',5'-cyclic-nucleotide phosphodiesterase activity
Source: RefSeq, a predicted model, not a curated record